AUGGGGCUGGGCUCCAGCUCCGAGGUCCCCGAUGGGGGCUCCGAGGGCUAUCAUGUGCACUGGGUUCAGGAAAACUCUCCCGCUCAUCAGGCUGGUUUGGAGCCAUUCUUUGAUUUCAUCCUCACAAUAGGACACACUAGGCUGAAUAAAGAAGGUGACACGCUAAAAGAUCUCCUGAAAGCCAACGUUGAGAAGGUUGUGAAGUUGGAGGUCUACAACAUCAAGACCAUGAAAGUGCGCGAGGUGGAGGUGAUCCCCAGCAACAUGUGGGGUGGGCAGGGCCUGCUGGGAGCCAGUGUGAGGUUCUGCAGUUUCCAAGGAGCCAACGAACAUGUGUGGCACGUUCUGGAUGUGGAGCUGGCUUCCCCAGCGGCAUUAGCCGGCCUGCAGCCACACACAGACUACAUUGUUGGAUCAGACCAGAUACUCCAGGAGUCGGAAGAUUUCUUUUCGCUGAUCGAAUCCCACGAGGGGAAGCCCUUGAAGCUGAUGGUUUAUAACACAGAGACGGACUGUUGCCGAGAGGUUUUUGUAACCCCCAACGGAGCCUGGGGUGGAGAAGGAAGUUUAGGGUGUGGCAUCGGAUAUGGCUAUCUGCACAGGAUUCCGACGCAGCCGGCUGUACCAAAGAAGAAAUCUGAAGCUGGGCCCCCUCCUCCUUUGCCAUCUGGAGAUAUUCCUCCUGAGCCACCUACUAACGGCUAUACGGAGACACCACUCCUGGCACCGACCUCCCAAAGUGAAGACCCAGCAAGUCUGUCUUACAGCACAGAUCAAAGCGGGCAGACAUAUCCAGUAGAAAAUUCUCUUCACCCUCCUCCUCCUGUCCAAAGAGUCAUGGACCCAGAUUUUAUAGAUAUGUCUGGAGCUUCCUUUCCUGAAUUAAUUGACUUGGUGAAAACAGUCAACGUGUCUCCCUCUGCUUCUUUCAAUACGUCAGCUGACUCUGCGGCAACAACAGAGGACUUGCUAACAAGCAGUACAGCGGAGUCAUCCCUCAACCAAGCCUCUCUUCUAAUCCCAGAAGAUCCAACCCUUUCUCCAGAGAGCUUGGGUCCUCAGCCAGCGUUGGAUAAACAAAUGCCUUCACUUUCUCCCUUGCCAUCUCUUCCUAUGGAUAUUUCUGUUAAUGCGACAUCCAGGGAGGAUUCUGAUGCUCAAGAAACUGCUCUGCAUUCAGAUGAAACGGAGGGCCCCACAUUGCCACAUGCAGAUGAUGAAAAGGCCGAGGAACUCUAA
Molecule: messenger RNA, 1239 nt
Organism: Euleptes europaea (tarantolino)
Lineage: Eukaryota; Metazoa; Chordata; Lepidosauria; Squamata; Sphaerodactylidae
Gene: GORASP1
Product: golgi reassembly stacking protein 1
Exons: 9
Coding region: 1-1239 (412 amino acids)
Biological process (GO): Golgi organization
Cellular component (GO): Golgi apparatus
Molecular function (GO): protein binding
Source: RefSeq, a predicted model, not a curated record